AGGGGCUGUCAGAGAGGGAGUACGCUGUGCUGCAGCUCUCUGACAGGAACAACAACUAUGCUGCUUUAGUCAUUUAGCAGGACUGAAUCAAAGUUUUACUCCACGCGGAACUGCCAAGUCUCUUCCAAACGGUGUUUCGGAUCAAAUCUUCGGAAAUGUUUUCUUAAAUUGUUGCUAGCUGGUUAGCUUCCGGGUUAGCUCGAAGUUUGGGCCGUCUUGCUGAUUCUCGCUUUUUGACCCGAAAUUUUAAACUAAAUCUACUACAGAGCAAUACCGUCUGCAGGACUUAUACAAAUUGGACCGCUAAAAUGGAGUCUGUCAAUUUUUUGGGCAGCACCAGUCCUGUUAACACCGUUUUGAAAAGAAGGCCCGAUGGGAUCCCCGGAUUUUCCUCGCUCACUCUGCCCGAGCUGAGCACAAAAACCACGCACUGCAGGGACCUGUUCUCCCCUGGACCCGCGACCGUGUUGUCUCCUGUCACAAAUUUGGCUCUGGACAUGAACAAUUUAGUCGUGCUCGGAAGCCAAUGUGAUACACCAAAAAGGAGAAAGCAUGCACCCCUCGAGAAGAUUCCCUCCUUUGCUUCUGACGUCUCAUCUGAUGCUGGCCUAGGCAUGGAUCCCCCGAGUCCCAUGGAUUCUGUUGAAAUGGAGGACACAUUUGAAAAGGCCAUUCAACAGUCAAGCAGAAUUGUCAACGAAAAGAUGCCAAUUCGAAGAAUCAACUCAUUGCCACUCCAUCUCCAGAGUUUCAGCCCAUCACUGAAGGGACAGGAAACAGAUUCUCACCGCUACGGAAUAUUCGGCCAACAACCCUGCCAAAUGGCCUCUUCAACCUCUCAACAUGACAACAAGGAGAACAUGCCGGAGGAAAGCUUUGAAUUCAAGAAACCAACAAAACCAGCAUCACGGUGUCGUGUGCGCUCCUUCACCAGCGGACAGUCAAAGGACGGCUUUGCCCGCCGUCCCAGCUCAGCACCAGCCCUCAUGUUUUCUUCACCACCUCCAGUCCAGCAGCUUGAGUUUUUUGACUCCAGCCCCAUGUUCCUGAGACGUUCCUCCCUCACUUCAUCUCUAAACGACGAUGAAGAUGAUGGCUUCCUGGACGUACUGGAUGACAACAUGGAGAACGACUCUGGGAUGCCGAUGGGAAUGGCCAGCUUGCUCACUGCCCCACUGGUGGCCGACAGCACAAUGGAAGACUCUCCUAUCAUUCGCUGCCGGCCGCGGAGUCUGUUCCGCUCCCCUUCCAUGCCCAGUCCAGUGUCCCGUCCCUCUGCAAAGCGUCCAGACUGCCCCGGAGACGACAACACGCCUGUCAGGGUGAAGAGGCGACGCAGCCUGGCAGGAACACAGGUCACCACCCUGGAACAAAACCCUGAAUCACCAAGAACGAGCUGUUCACUGCUCCAGAGGUCCAAGUCCUUCUGCCAGACAGAGAUUGCGAAGCUGUUCGACGCUGAUAACAGUUCCAGUGAACUUAUAGGAGAUUUCACCAAGCCUUUUAUACUACCUACAGUGGAUGGCAAACAUCAAGACCUCAAGUACAUUACCUCAGAGACGAUGGUGGCAGCUGUGUCCGGCCAGUUUAAUCAGCUAGUCGAGAAAGUAAUUGUCCUCGACUGCCGCUACCCCUACGAGUUUGAGGGAGGACACAUCAAGGGAGCUCUGAACCUGCACCAGGAGGAUCAGGUGGAGGAUUUCCUCCUCAAAAUGCCCAUCAUCCCAUCCUGCCCGGACAAACGUGUCGUCAUCAUCUUCCACUGCGAGUUCUCGUCGGAGCGCGGCCCUCGAAUGUGUCGCUUCGUCAGGGAGCGGGACCGUGCCAUGAACGAGUAUCCUGCACUCCACUACCCCGAACUCUACAUCCUCAAGGGCGGAUACAAAGACUUCUUCCCUCAUUUCCAGUCUCAAUGUGAGCCUCAGUCCUACCGGCCCAUGCACCACGAGGACUUCAAGGAGGACCUGAGGAAGUUUCGCCUCAAAAGUCGUACCUGGGCUGGGGAGCGUAGCAAGAGAGACAUGUACAGCCGACUGAAGAAGCUGUGAGAACCACCUCGUCCCCUUAAACUGCCUCUAAAACACACCACCUCCCCCUGAACAGACUCCUCAGAGCCUGAGGCCUCACCCCACCAACGGUGAAAAACCUUUUGGGAAUGUGCCAGCAGAAGGGAAUUUUAUAAAGUCUCUAAAAGUUUCAUUUGACUAUAUUAAAGUUAGUUAUUUAUGCAAAUUCAAAGAGGUGAAAUAAUGAACGCUUGACCUAAAGGAGUUGCUGAGGUGCAGGGAGCAGAUUUCAUUAAGGUGAUGUUUAGCAAUGUGAUAAUUUUUUAAAAACCACUUGGACCUACUGCCUCUUUUACCAUUUUAUUUUUUAUUAUGCUGGCAUUUGCAGCGCAAAUCACUGCCAGAUUGCAAUAAUACAAACAAACCACACUGCCAAGUCUGAUGUUUGUCUUUCAGUCUCCACGGAUAUAUUUGUCUUUUAUUUUGCAUUUGUCCCACCUUUUAUUGAAGCACUUAAUUUAAAUACCUUGAAAUGGUGAGGUGCUUUUUUUUUUUUUUUUUUUUUUUUUUUUUUAAUGAAUUGUGUUUUACCCCAUUUACAUUUUGUUUUGUUGAAAGUAUGCCUUUCUUUAGGCAUCCCAAAAUGCUAAUUGGAUAAGUAUAUAACAUUAAUGCCGAGUGCGGUUAUUUUUUUUUUAACCCCCUCCUUUCUGAUCAGUUGCAAUACUUGGUAACUUUUAUUUCUCAGUCAGAAGAUACCAAAGCAAACCAACCUACCUGUUAUCUUUGCAGUGAGAUUAGAUUCUAAUGCUGCAGGUCAGCAAGUGUGAGGUGAGGAUUUUUGAUCUAAGAGAAACAUAUUCGUUGUGUUGCUUUGAUUCUUUUAUUUUGAGAGAGAAUGUCUUCCACUCUGCAGCGCUAAUGAUGUCAGUUUAUAAUGAAAAGGGUGAUUUGAGUAUUUUGGUACAGGCUUGUGAGGGAGCUGCUGAAAUAAAGAGCCAGUGUGUUCUAAUGUGAUGUA
This is a messenger RNA of Micropterus salmoides (largemouth bass), 3027 nucleotides long. It is a transcript of the gene cdc25b, whose product is annotated as cell division cycle 25B. Gene Ontology annotation, biological process: positive regulation of G2/MI transition of meiotic cell cycle; positive regulation of G2/M transition of mitotic cell cycle; protein dephosphorylation. The transcript has 15 exons. NCBI's taxonomy places the organism in Eukaryota, Metazoa, Chordata, Actinopteri, Centrarchiformes, Centrarchidae. Gene Ontology annotation, molecular function: protein tyrosine phosphatase activity. Gene Ontology annotation, cellular component: cytoplasm; nucleus. The record is from RefSeq and is a predicted model, not a curated record. The coding region runs from base 309 to 2048 and encodes 579 amino acids.